UAUGGCUGAAGAUUACAUAAGCUUAGCUGCUAAUUUUGAAGAUAAUACGAAUUUGUUGAUAGCUGAGAUGGACUGGACUAAACAUAAGACUGACGCAGUAUAAAUCAAGGGAUUCUCAACUAUAAUAUACUUUAAAAAAGGUGGAGAAAAACCAGAAUAAAUUGAAUUCUCAGGAGCUCGCAAAAUAUUCGCUUUGAUUGAGUUUCUAAAAGAAACGGCAGGUUCAAAAUUGAAGUCCUAUGAUAUAUUUAUGCUAUGUAUACUUUAUGUAUAAUUAUAUUACUUUAACAUAUUUUCAUUAAUCAUCUCCUUUUGAGUCGAUUUCAUUAUAACAAUACAACUUCAAAAUUAAGGACAUUAAUAUUGAACCUCGUACGAACCUCAAUGUCGUAUUCAUUAGAAUUUAUUAAUAGAUAAUUUAUUAAAGAUUACAAUAACACAAAUUUUUAAGGGCAAUUUUAGAUUAUUCUCAAGUUUAAAUACAUCGAUAGAAGGGUAUAGUUUUCUGAUUUGAUCGAAUACAAUAAUGGCCUGGCUUUUUGAU
This is a messenger RNA of Paramecium octaurelia, 544 nucleotides long. The record is from the annotation of a GenBank genome assembly. Lineage: Eukaryota; Ciliophora; Oligohymenophorea; Peniculida; Parameciidae.